GAAAUCAGGGACUUCACAGCCUAAAACUACCAAAUUUAUCUCCAGGAAUAGGACUCUGAUUACUAUGGAACUCAGUCCCUCCGCUGUUGUGUUUAAAUUAUUUUCGGCUUUAUUUAUUGUUUUAAUAGCAGCAGAAAUCCAUGCACAACCUCAGAAUUUUAACUCCGAAGUCCAACAGACAGGUGAUGACAGCUCUUCAGAAUUAAAUCUGUUCAAGAUGGCAUUACGAGAAGCCUAUAAUCGAGAGCUUGAGUUUUAUGAGAGACAGGAAGCACAGAUAAUGAAGCAGAUAGCGGGACUGGAGAACGAGAGGACUCAGGUUCAAGACCGGAAGAGGAGUCACAUCCAGUGCCUUGUCAACGUUAUAGCUUGCUACCGCAAAAAGUGAUAGUGCGCAGCCGCAGACUGAUAGCGUUUAAGAGAAGUUAACAGUGAAGUGUGCUAACACAACAAAGUGCAAUAGAUUUCUUAUAUUUCUAUACAUUUCCGUUAAUAGGCCUAAAUCGAAUUAACUGUUACUUUUUUAGCUGUCGCAAAUUGAUUUGAUGGCGCUGGUGCCUUUAUAAGCUCUUCAUGCCACGCCUUUUUAUACAAACCGUUGAUUUCAAAGUAAAAAGGAAAUCAGUCUAUAAUUUUAAUUUGACUGUUGUUGAAAUCAAAUGCUGUCUUUGUAAAUGCAAGAACAAUUAAAUUUUGAUGUUGGCUGUAUAACAUUAUGGACAGUAAAGUGUCAAUACCACUAAAUGGUUUAUUCUUUUUAGGGAAAGAUUUCUCCAAAAUCAUCCAGGGGUAACACGUUAUGAUAUUGCAACGUUGGUUUUUUGUAUUAAUUAUUCUUUAAUUACCAUUUUUUAAUAAUUAUUUAAUCCAACACACGAGUUAAGCAUGAAUUCUUUCAACAUGAAAUUUCUUUUAAAAAGUUUAAUAACGUUUGAUAAUGUAAAAUAA
This is a messenger RNA of Saccostrea echinata, 948 nucleotides long. RefSeq lists its product as uncharacterized. The transcript has 2 exons. Bases 65 to 388 code for a protein of 107 amino acids. NCBI's taxonomy places the organism in Eukaryota, Metazoa, Mollusca, Bivalvia, Ostreida, Ostreidae. The record is from RefSeq and is a predicted model, not a curated record.